This is a messenger RNA of Cherax quadricarinatus, 1400 nucleotides long. NCBI's taxonomy places the organism in Eukaryota, Metazoa, Arthropoda, Malacostraca, Decapoda, Parastacidae. The record is from RefSeq and is a predicted model, not a curated record.
UAAAUUUAGUAAAAUCCUCGAAUCAUCAACUAUCGUUAAGAUUUUCCGGCUGUCAUAUCCCGUGUGUGUCUACGUACAACAAUUUGACAUCAAUUCCCGGCGCAGUGAACUUGUCAGAGGCUCGUCUUCCGAAGCGUGCAAUUUUAACUAUCUGUCAGCUGAUAAUACCGCCUCACAUCAAUUUGCUCUUCCAUCAGCAGCUCCCAAACUAAUUUCCUUCUCACCUGGCUUCAUAACAUCCAUAGGAGGCCUCAAUUACAGGCCAGCUGGCUUCAUAGAUUCAUACGGACGCCGUAUUUCCUCCAAGAGUACUCACAUCUACAGAGAACGGUCCAUGAAGGUGGGACGCUUGCUGGACGUGGUUGUGACUCUCAUGGUCAUUCUAGCCACACCCGCAUCAGGGCGCUACGACCGAGGUGGCCACCAACACAGCAUCACCUGGGGUCGGGCUAACAGCCACAGCUCAGCAGUCUUCGGCAACGUGCCCACCAAUGUCACUGCUGUCUUCGGUCACCGUGCCCGCCUUCCCUGCCAAGUCAAGAACCUUGGUCUCAAGGACGUGUCGUGGAUCAGGCAGCGGGACCUACACAUUCUCACCGUCGGUAUCUUCACCUACACCAGUGAUGAAAGAUUUAAAGUAUACCAUCCCCCGGAGACCGACGACUGGUUCCUCGACAUCAUUUCUGUCACGUUCAGAGACGUCGGUGUUUAUGAAUGUCAGGUGUCCACUAGCCCCAAGGUCUCUCUUCCCAUUCAUCUUAAUGUCUUAGCUGUACAAGAGGCGGAGAUCCUGGGUCCGCGGGAGGUAUACAUUCAACACGGUUCCACUAUCAGUCUUCACUGCGAGGUACAAGCUGGGGUCGAAGUGGUGGGUCCCGUGCGCUGGCUGAGAGGUACCUCCAUCCUCAACUACAGCUCGCCCCGAGGAGGUAUAAGCAUGGAGGUGGAGAAGACGCCCACGAGAACAAUCUCCAAGUUGUAUAUGACGCGGGCGCUGAAGGUCGACUCUGGUAACUACACCUGCGCUCCCACCUACGCUCUGCCAGACUCUGUUACUGUUAAUGUUGUCAAUGCCGGUGAGGAGUCAGCAGCAGCGGUGCAGAGUGGCGUGACGGCGCUGAGAGCGGACACGGGUGUUAUGUGGGCGUGUGUGGGUGUUAUGUGGGCGUGUGUGGGCGUUAUGUGGGUGGCCACCCUGGUGGUUACUUGCCUUGCGUCUGCAUCCCAACUCACCUGAAGAAACGUAGAUGGUGUAGGGCAUGUCCAGCUCGGUGUCUCCUUUAAGCGCGCCCUCUCACGGACUGCCAUCCCAGCAUGAGGCUCCUACCAUACCACCAGUGUAGUGUGCCUUAUAUUUUUCUAGGUGUUUCCUCCAAGUAUUGUAAUAAACUAUAUAUUUC